AUGGGCUAGCUUGCUCGAUAGGUGCCCUCUCUCAAUCCAGCCACAGCAGCCAUUCACCCGUCGUCGCCGCACGUGGUCGGUGGCGCAGCUGGAACCGCUCCCAAUAUUGCAGCAGGAUUCUGCUGCAAGUUGCAACGGGGCAGGGGCGGGCCUCUGGCGGCCCUCCUUGAGAUCUGUUUAAGACACCGAGGCAGACAUCCAAGGCUUUGCGGAGGCGUCGCGGCCCCCCCCCCAAAAUCAGGGUCACCAGCCUCCCCCGCGCUGAAGUAGACAGACUGCUGCUCCCACCUCAGCUACAAGUGCACGCGAGCCCUUUCCGUUCUAUUCAUCUGCUUGGCUUGGUGCAAGUCUACGCUCGGAACAUCCUGGAACCAUGGAUUCGCAAGCAUCCUAGGAAAGAUGCCUCUGACAUAUCAGAUGAAAUUGCUUGGGCCGACAUCCCAGAGCCGAACAUCACUUUUAAACUCUAAUAUUACCGAUGGAUCCCGUCACGGCUUUCGGGGUCGUGGCGGGGAUCGUGCAGCUGGGGUCAUUCGUGGCAGACCUCGCAGGCAACCUGCGCCGUUCGAGACACCAAGGAGGACAGCUGAUCAGGCUCCGGGACAUACUCCAGGAGCUCUCCCAGCUGAGGCUCCAGAUCGCGAAGGACGACCCGGACGUCGAGAGGGUGGUGCGGCUGGUGGGGAAGUGCAGGGCCCUGCUCGAGGAGCACGACCCGAAGCUGAGGGGCUCGCGCGGGCUGACGUUCGCGUGGCCGGCCAGCCUCGAGAACGAGAUCCGGAUCAUCAACGAGGACCUCACGCGCAUGUACACGAGGCUGCUGCUACACCGCGUCGACCUCCCGCCGACGCCCAGCUCCCUCGGCAGCCAGCAGGGCCAGCCGUCGCGGACACCUUCCCUCCCGCCCUACGCGCUGCUGCCCGAGCCGGCACUGACGACCCCAGCUCUCAGCCGCAGGGGAUCGCUGGAGUUCAUCGACCUCCCGGCCACGCUCGCCCUCGGCGAGGACGGGCCCAGACUGACCCUGCAACACGUCAACAUCCUGGAGAGGGACAGCUCGUCGCGCAUCCUGCAGUACGAGAGCGGCGACAGACAGGUCGUCGUGACGCACCGCAUCCCCUUCGGCACCAAGCCCAACGCCGACGGCGACGUGCGCGCGCGCCGCGUCAACUUCCUCGCGCAGCACGAGGUGACGGUCGAGGACCGCGACGGCUUCCGCGUCUACUGCGUCGACCCGACCUACGUCUUCGGCAGCUCCGCCAACUGCGCCAGCUUCAUCUCCAAGGUCCGCGAGCGCGAGCUCGUCGCCACCUUCCUGCCGCGGGAGGUCCGCCGCGGCGCCGAGACCCGCGCCAGGGCCAAGGUGCUCCGCGUCUGGAGGAAGCUGGGCCAGGGUGUCUUGGGCGCCGGCGCUGCUGCUGCUCCUACUAGAUCCCUGGUAACGCUGGGGUUCCAUGACCGAGUCGAGGGCCGCCAGACCGAGGUGGACGUGAGGCUGUAUGACCACGCCGUGGUGGUGCAGACCAGAGACAGGAAGGUGCUUGAUAUCUGGAGGACGGAUGGGUCUAGCAAGCUGUCUCUGACUUUCGAAAACGCGAAGGAUGCGAAGAGCUUCCAAGAUGUCUAUGAAGACGUCCACCCGGACAAGCCUUCCGCUUCGCCAGCUUAUCCACCCUCGCUGCCGCCGCUCAACUUCUGAUUGCUUCGACCUCUGAGGAGAAACGAAUGCUGAUGCUUGUGUGUCCCGAUACAGGAGUCUGGGAAUACCAGUGCGAUCCCCGGGGUAUAAGAUACGCAACCGCCGAGUUUCUGCACUUGGGGUGGUUGCGGGUGAGCUUCAGACCUCAAGUGAGGCGAGAUCAAAGAUGCACGCAACCUCGGACGGGAAGACAUUGGACGCCUCCCAGCUCAUCCAGUUGUGUGGCCCUCUCUCCCUCUUCCCCUGUCUCUCUCUCUCUCUCUCUGGCAGACGGAACUAGCAUCGCGCCAAGGCAAAGCCGCCGUCUAUCGGAAUAGGCCGUAUAGCUGCCUAGUCCUGGGAUAGUGGUUACCGCAAAGGGGGCCCGUUUGAGUGUGCCAUGUAGGUUCAAACUGGCCGCAUGGUCGUUCAGGCAGAUUUUGGUGGUGCACGGUCACCGCGAUGACACGGGAGGUUGCACAACCGGUCAGCACUCGAGGGUCGCCCAUGUGGUUGCGAUGGCCACGGUGGGCUAGCAGGUGGUGGAAGUACGGGCCGGGCAGAAAGGCAGAUCGUCAGCUUGCCUCAGCGAGGGCUUUCCCAGACAGAAUCUGACAUGAAAGAGAUACUGAGAUGCAUGCAGCAUCUACAACAGUGUCGUCGUCUGAUUGGACAUAAAUGGCAAAAUCUAAUCAAUAGCCAAGAGCACAAAAACGGCACAGUCGCCCUCUCGGGCCUCGAGUGACUUGAGUGAUUGGGUGAAGACGAGACGGCCGGGAAAUUGUUGCUGUGAGACUGUCGGUAAAAAAUAUGGAGAAGAGAUUGUCAGACGUGGUCAAGAGCCUGGUGCUACGCGGAACCUGUCGACCGAGGGGGGCGUUGACGGCGUUGGGGCAUCAGCAUCGCACAGCAUGAUCCUGCCGCCCACAUUGCUGGGUCCAGAUUUCCAAGGUUGCUGGGUCUCUGGUUAGACAUGGCCCCAUCGAGACCUCGAGAAAAGUGCCAUGACACAGGCUGAAGAGCGGGACGCGUGGAGGGCGACACAAGCAGCAACGAGGAACAAAUGACGAAUUGAGCGCAUGGCGUGUGUGCUCGUGUGCGACUUGGUGCUGCUGCUCACGACUCAGUGGUAGUAACAUCUGUACUGUGCUUGGAACCCCCCGUAAUACCGCAUUACCGCGCGGGUGGUUGGCAUCAGUAAUCGUGCUGACAGAAGGGGGGCAGACAGGACUGCAGGCAGGUGAGACAGGAGCAUGAGGUAAUCCUCGGGCUGGGGUGGGUGCGACAGGGACGCGCCAGCUCCUGUCUGUGGAACGGGGGCUUGUGCAUGUUGGCCCUUUUGCGCAGCACUGAAGCCGUUUCUCCCGUCGGGCGAGUGCUCAUGUGCGUGGUGGUGCAGCACGUCUGUGGAACUGGAGCUGCAGUUGUGUGGUUUGUGUAACUCGAGGGCGGUUGAGAAGACAGACGACGGAUCCUGACGCAGUUGACGCAGGGCCAUAUCCGGCUUCCAAGGUUGUCCAGGGGAUCAGCAUCCUUGCUUCCCGUCGUAGGGCUGAGGAUCGCCGGGCUCACCAGUCAUGUCCUCAUGCGGGUUCGAUCCUUUUUUGUUCUUGGAAGCUGCACGCUGCACGCUGCACACACAGCCCAUGCAAUCGAUUCCACGAGCAGAGAUUGUCGAUCGCAAGCAAAGACUCUCUCGGAUGAUCUCGGCCGAUGGGAUAACUGUGAUUGGUGGGGGUACUGUGGUGGUGCAGCCAGGUUUG
Molecule: messenger RNA, 3441 nt
Organism: Diaporthe batatas
Lineage: Eukaryota; Fungi; Ascomycota; Sordariomycetes; Diaporthales; Diaporthaceae
Exons: 3
Coding region: 479-1699 (406 amino acids)
Source: RefSeq, a predicted model, not a curated record